AUGAUAACUCCAAGCAAAAUACUUUCCGUACUCCUGCUCGCCGGCGUCGCCCUCCUGAGCUUCGCGGCUUGCAACCUCAUCACCCCGCCUUCCCUGGGCCAGACCGAACCCGCGGCAUCCCCUCCGGCUGGCUCCGGUUCUGCUGGUUCAGCGCCAAUCCCAACGGCAACGCUGAUCUCUGGCUCGGCUUCCGGCGGAGCGGGCGCGCCCACUCCCGCCGUCCUGGUUUCCGGCGGGCGUUCCAUGAAGCAGUGGUCUACCGCUCCUCCCGUGACAAUCGACACUUCGGCCUCCUACACCGCCGUGCUCCACACCACUGCCGGAGACAUCACGGUCGACCUUUUGACCUCCGACGCGCCGAAUACCGUCAACAAUUUCGUAUUCCUGGCCCGUGAGGGUUUCUACGACAACGCCAUCUUCCACCGCACCAUACCGGGGUUCAUGAUCCAGGGCGGCGACCCCACCGGCACUGGCUCCGGCGGCCCCGGCUAUCGCUUUGCCGACGAGCCGGUCAACCGCCCCUAUUCCCGCGGCGUGAUGGCCAUGGCCAACGCCGGCCCGAAUACCAACGGCAGCCAGUUUUUCCUCAUGCACGCCGACUAUGCGCUGCCGCCCAGCUACACCAUAUUCGGGCAGACUGUUGCCGGCGUGGAGACCAUCGACAACAUCGCCACCGCUCCGACCCACCCCGGCGGCCAGGGCUCGUCGCCCGUGAACCCGGUGGCCAUCCAGUCAGUGGAGAUCGUAGGCCCCUAG
Messenger RNA from Geodia barretti, 756 nucleotides. The record is from the annotation of a GenBank genome assembly. Lineage: Eukaryota; Metazoa; Porifera; Demospongiae; Tetractinellida; Geodiidae.